Messenger RNA from Rodentolepis nana, 237 nucleotides. NCBI's taxonomy places the organism in Eukaryota, Metazoa, Platyhelminthes, Cestoda, Cyclophyllidea, Hymenolepididae. The record is from the annotation of a GenBank genome assembly.
GCGGAAUACCAUAGUACCAGAUCAUCUGCGCAAAGUAAGCACUUGAUGCCCGUGACUGUCUGUACCAAUUCGGCUAUGCCUGAACGCCCAAUAUGGGCUUGGAGCAAAUUGCAUGCUCGUGACUGUCUGUACCAAUUCGGCUAUGUCAUUGAUGAGGACAUUGAAAAGAGUGCAGGUUGUGACAGCUUCCUGUGGAAUGCAGCUUGGGACAGCUCCCUGUGGAAGACCUGUUUGUAA